This is a messenger RNA of Rhodofomes roseus, 1840 nucleotides long. RefSeq lists its product as uncharacterized. Gene Ontology annotation, molecular function: metal ion binding. The coding region runs from base 235 to 1557 and encodes 440 amino acids. The transcript is spliced from 13 exons. Lineage: Eukaryota; Fungi; Basidiomycota; Agaricomycetes; Polyporales; Fomitopsidaceae. The record is from RefSeq and is a predicted model, not a curated record.
GUCGAGCAGCGACUGAGGUGCCGCGGGCUCGCGAGCAGUGCCAACUGGCUGCCCGCAACGCGCCCGUGGGAUCCUGACGGUAACUUUCACCGCGAAGAUCUAGCCCAGCUGCCGCAGGUUGUUGGCAGCAGGAGGCAUCAUGGCUUCGGCGGUUAUAAGCUCCUGGGCCCUUUUCUUUCCUCCUCUCACUCCAGUCCCACUCUAGGUUGCCCGCCUCGUCUUGGAUAAUUCUCAAUGGCGGCGCCGUCAGUCGGGGUGGUCAGCAAACAGCAGUGGGAUGAGGCUCUCACCAAGGUCCUGGAUCUAUCCACGACCACCAUCGAGCGCAAUGCAGAGUUGGAAGCUAGGGCCACGGAGCUCGAGAUAGAGCUCGCGGUUUGGAAGCAGGCCCACUCGAACGUCCUAGACGCGAUGGAUCGGGACAAGAAAGCGCAUAACGCGCGAGUCGCCACUCUUAACAGGCAGAUAGCCUCACUGGGCAUGCUGAAGGACCCGCUCAUUCUCUGCGUUAUUGACGGAGACACGAACAUUUUCUCCCCGACGCUCCUCAGCCAGGGCCACCAGGGGGGCAGGCAGGCCGCGCAAGAGCUUACUAAGAACAUCGCCGAGUUCCUAUCCCAGGAAGAAGUCCAGGUUUUCGGACGGCUCUCUUUCUGGGUGUCAAUCUACUUCAACAAGCGCGGCCUUAUGAACAUGCUCCGGGACGAAGGCAUCUGCGGGCCUGAGCAACUCGAGGCAUUCAUGUCCGGGUUGAGCCAGGCGUCCCCUCGGUUCCUCUUGGUGGACGUCGGUCCGGGCAAGGAUGGGUCUGACGUAAAAAUCAGAGAGUACCUCCAGACGUACGUCGCCUUGCCGCAGACGAUGCGGCUAUUCUUCGGAAGUGGCUCCGAUGCCUAUUACAAGUCUGUGUUGCUCGACCUCGAGAAGGACGACCUGCUCGGGAAGGUCGUGCUCCUGCAGGGGAGCAAUGGCCUUCCAGAGGAGCUGCGGCAGCUCCCGGUGUCGAUCAUGCAGACCGACUCACUGUUCAUGGCCCAGCCUCCGGCCUACGUUCACAGGCGACCUGGGUCGAUUCCUCUAGUCGGACUGAACCAGAACAUAACGACUCAGGGAGGCCUCAUCAGCCCCCAGUCUGAGACGUACGGCACGGCUGCUUCUACCUCUGUUACGGCCGCUGUCAACACAAGGCCGGGAUCCGGUACGACUCAUGGGACGACUCAUGGGACAAAGCCAAUCGACUCGACGAAGCCCCUGCACAAACAAGUACCGCCGCCUUGCAACGAGCACUAUUUGAUGUCCUGCUCGAAAGGUUCUAACUGCAAGUACUCUCACGAUUGGUAUCUCACUCCUGAGCAACUCGAAACACUGUCCAAGAAUGCGAAGAAGGCUCCUUGCAACUACUUGAAGAAUGGCAUCGACUGCCCGCAUGGCGAUAGGUGCUGCUGGGGCCAUGUCUGCCCCAGUGGGGCGAGGUGCUUCCACCUGAGCAAGGGCAAGUGCUGGUUUAAAGGCGACGGCAUGCACCCCAUCAUGGGCCCCGCAGAGCUUGUCAUUUAGACUUCCGUCUCGAAAAUCCUGGAUGGCAUAUUGGAUAUACAACAAGCAAGGGUAACACGCUGUCGGAGUCAAGCUAUCGCUGUUAUGAUUGGUCUCGUAUAAUGCUCCUCGAUCUACUGGGUAUUCACUAUAUAUUCUUGCUUGCAAUAGGCUACUAGUACUAUGUCUGACAUAACAUAAAUAUUCUGCUUCUGCGCUAGAGAAACCGAUGUACCAUAUGGAUUGCCAUCAUUGAGAAGCACUUUGUGUGGACGCAUUCGCUACCUCCUACUUAUAAGUGGGC